This is a messenger RNA of Nematostella vectensis (starlet sea anemone), 2124 nucleotides long. RefSeq lists its product as uncharacterized. The transcript is spliced from 2 exons. The record is from RefSeq and is a predicted model, not a curated record. Bases 399 to 1028 code for a protein of 209 amino acids. Lineage: Eukaryota; Metazoa; Cnidaria; Anthozoa; Actiniaria; Edwardsiidae.
UUCUUAGACCUUUGGCUAACUUCUUAGACCUUUGGCUAACUUCUUAGACCUUUGGCUAACUUCUUAGAACUUUGGCUAACUUCUUAGAAGUUUUGGCUUACUUCUAAGACCUUUGGCUUACUUCUUAGAACUUUGGCUAACUUCUUAGACCUUUGGCUAACUUCUUAGAACUUUGGCUAACUUCUUAUGCCUUUGGCUAACUUCUUAGAACUUUGUCCCGGUGACCAUGGUAGCGCACGUCGCACUAUAACAUACCCUUAUCCAACCUAGUUCCAGCUCCGUCGACCCCUCCUACACCUCCCAGGGAAACCACCAAAACCGUCAACAACACCACAACAAAGGCAACAUCUACCCGCACCUAUGGGGACGGACGUCAGAGGACAUCCACGAAACCCCCGAUGAAUGCGACACUCUCCCCAGCUAUUGAGAGCAACAAGGGAUACGUUCACAGAGAGCGUCCCAAGUACGUUUUAAUCAUCUUUCUAUCGGGCGUGGCCGCGGCGACUGUGCUCCUCCUUAUUCUUCUUAUCGCGCUCAACUUCCUCGGGAAGAGGAAAAAGGAGAAGAAAUACCAGCUGGAGCUAAAAGCGGCGGCGAAAGAGCUAGAACAAUUAGAGGACGAAGACGAGGAUGAGGGUCAAAACGACGACGUGGAAGAUGACGACGAAGGAGAACAUAAGAAGACAGUCACGAUUGAGAUACAGGGCGGGGACAACGAAACAAAGCAGAUAAGUGUGAAUCCGGGUGAUAUAAUCAUCAUCGAUAGCAAAGACGUGGAUAACGAUGACAGCGAGGACCUCGGGUACAUGUCGGAAAUCGUUCGUUAUUAUAACAGUCGGAAUAACGGUAACGACGACGGAAUAUCGAUUAGGAAGCAGUCGCUGACGUGCGAGACGCCGUCGGUGCUCUCGAUCCCGAACAGUGAAGGCGACAAGCGAGAAGAGUACGAAACCUUACGAAUGACUUCGGUCGGCAACGGAGCGAUUCCCGACGGCCCUCCGAUCGUGAAUGGGUCAUGUGUGAGCUAAUGUGUGACAUGAAUGGCCGAACAAAUCACGCAUGCCAUGGCAGAGCGCCUUGCCGACAGUGACGUCCCGACAAAGGAUGACGUCACAAACUCAUGACGUUUCAGACGUCACCGAGUUCGGUUUGAUAAGAUCUCAUGACUCGCAGAGUGCAAUCCGAAACACCAAGCUCUAACAAUAUUUUUAUUUAAAAAGAAAUUCGCGUUAUCUGAUAAACACACGUCACUCUAACCGCAGCGCGGAGAAGCACGUCCAUGUGGAUGGUAAUACUUUUACAACGUGAACCAAGCCUCAACAUUUCAAGGUAGGCUCUGAGUGAAGGGCGCCGUGUGAGCCAGGCUAUAAUCAACUGAUGGAAAUAGAAGGUUCUCUUACAUAUGGUAUUUUGCUAGGCCUCGAAAUGUUGCGGGCAUAAUACAGAAACGUUAGGAAAAUAUUAGGGGCGCAGCCACGCCCUACUGGUCAAUUCCUUGUAUUUUUUGUGUAAAUUUUGAGGAGCACGUGCCAUCAGUGCCCAAGCCCCCGCUACGGCCCUGGGCUGACAGAGACUUUUUAAAGAAAGGAGUGUCACCCACUCCUUUGUUAUUUUUUAUCUUUGAAAAUAUAGAGGUUUAUUUGCAAGGAAACUUCAAAAUAACAAUCUAUGAAUGAAAUCUAAAAUGUUAUUGACGAUAUUUGAUUAAAAAUAUCGUGUUUACUUGCUUGAACUAGCCGAUGGAAAUGGAUGCUAUGUGUGACUCUUCAUUGAGCGGGAGCAUAAAAUGGCGGCGUGAUUGGCCUUCUUCAAAAUUGAAACUGGACAUUAAUUGAGCCAUGGCCACAAGAUUCAUACGUAGACAUUAGAUAAUAUAUAGCAUGCCGUGUAUCACCGUUUUAUGCAUCGAAGGAAAAUCUAUUUUAAGUUUGUAUUCUAUGCAUGAUUAUUAUUAUGCAGGCUCAGAAUGUGCGCAAGACAUAUAUACUGUGAUUCUGUUUAUUAGAUAAACAAUAUCAUUUAGCAAGGGUGAUUGAAUAAUUCUAAUAAAAAAUAUGCGAAUAAUUGUUAUUGAUUAAAUAAUGAUUCACCUUUUUUACAUUCUAAAAAAAAAAGGGUGUUGUU